Molecule: messenger RNA, 1629 nt
Organism: Lingula anatina
Lineage: Eukaryota; Metazoa; Brachiopoda; Lingulata; Lingulida; Lingulidae
Product: protein-lysine N-trimethyltransferase SMYD5
Biological process (GO): negative regulation of gene expression, epigenetic
Molecular function (GO): histone H4K20 methyltransferase activity; protein binding
Source: RefSeq, a predicted model, not a curated record
GUGCUGUACUGUAGUGAUGGCUGUAGAGAUUCAGCCUGGAAUCUCUACCAUAGAGUGCUGUGUCAAGGAGCUUCAGUUGCUGAUCCUAAUCAUCCUACAGAGAAACUAAAAGAUGCUUGGAGGAAUAUGCACUACCCUCCAGAAACAUCAAGUAUUAUGUUAAUUGCAAGGAUGAUAGCAUUAGUGAAACAGAGUGACAAAAAAGACCAAAUUUUGUCCAAAUUUGCUGAAUUUUGCAAAUCAACUGUGAACGAAGAAGAGCAUAUAGCACACAAACUUUUAGGGAAAGAAUUCCAGGAACAGUUGGAGAUCCUUCGUUCCUUGGUUUGUGAAGCAUUUUAUGAUGAACAUGUGCAGCAGUGGUUCACGCCAGAGGGAUUUAGAUCAUUGUUUGCUCUUAUAGGUACAAAUGGACAAGGUGUUGGUACAAGUUCUCUGAGUGUAUGGGUUCACAACUGUGAUGCUCUGGAGCUGUCAGAUGAAGAGAGACAGACUUUAGAUGCCUUCAUUGAUCAGUUGUAUGUUGAUAUAGAGAAAGAGUCUGGUACAUUUUUGAACUGUGAGGGAUCAGGUCUUUAUACCUUCCAAAGUGCUUGUAACCACAGUUGCCAACCAAAUGCAGAGGUUACCUUCCCUCACAAUAACUUUACACUGCAGAUGGUAGCAGUACAGGAUAUCAAAGCAGGAGAAGAAAUCUGCAUUUCUUACCUAGAUGAGUGUGACAGGGAAAGAAGUAGAUAUAGCAGGCAAAAAGCUCUCAGGGAGAACUAUCUUUUUAACUGUAACUGUUCAUUGUGCCAGUCUCAAAUUGAUGAUCCUGAUGUUACAUCGGAGGAAGAAGAAGAGGAGGAGGAGGAGGAUGAAGAACAGAUGCAAGAAGAUAGUUGACACAGACAGAGGGAAGUUUAGUCCUGCAUUUGGAGUAAAUAUAUUUCAACUGUGGAAAACUCACCAUAGCUGCAUGUACAUCUAUAAGUGAAAAUUGUUCAGAAUUAUAAUGGGAUUGAAUGAAGGCAUGCUUAGAGUGAUAUUUAUUAUACAAAAGAAGAGCAUGAUAAAAGUGAUUGAAUUGGUAAAAUGUACCAUAAAAUGAAAUAGGGUUAGACAUUAGCAACAUCAGUAUAUUACGUAAAAGAUACAGAUUGCAGAAAAUAACACGGUUUAAAAAUGUCAAGUCUGAGAUCUUGAAAACCAUUUGCGUCAUGGUAUUUCUUUCAGAAUAUGGGACUUGUUUACAAAAUUUGCAAAUGAGUUGAUGUUUUGCAUGCUGUGCAAUUGUAAACUACUUUACUAGUAGGAAUAUGAAAGGGCAACGUGUUUUUCAUUUUGAAAGAUAAUCUGUUGUAUUUAGAGUAAAUAUUUCACAUAUUUGUUUUGCUACUUACCAAUGCACCCUGUGCCUAAUUUCACUGAGGAUUUUUAAACCUUUUAUUAAGGGCUGUUAACACCCUUAUUAAAAUAGAAAAGAUCAGUGCUGUGUCAAACAGCAAUGAUAUGCAUUUUUAUCUGUAAAUUCCCAGUUUCAUUCAGUAGUGCAUAGUUUUUGUUACUAUCUCAGCUUGUAUGGGCUCACUUACUACCACAGAAUGUGAAGCAUAGUAGCAUUCAAGUCUGCAGCAUCAGCAUAUG